ACCGGAUCUCCUUAUAUAAACCUUUUUUCAACAUUGCGUUUGUCAGUCAGCUUGCACUACUUUGGUUCAACAACACUCGGAAUCACUUUCUUCGGAUUCAGGAAUAUUGCUGUAGUUCAUCUCAAGGAAACCCACAGAUGGCUAGCUCAGUUUUGAAGUGUGCACUCUUGCUGUUAUUGAUUGAUAGCGUUAUCUCAAACUGCUCCAAUUUUAAAUGGGCAGACACCGUUCAUAAUAAUUACAUUUGGUCCAUCGUUGGCGAGUGGAGGGUUGUUAAUUGCAGCGUUAAUGACAAUAAAAAUGUCAAUGCAACGUUGUGGCUUAACAAGGCUAAAAUAAGGACAACUGACCAAGAGCGGCGAAUAGUAAUGGUUUCGAAAAAUGUGUUUAAUGUAACUGAUCUCCGACCUAACGACAUGGGAAAUUACUACUGUAAAGCGUGCGAUCUUUGGAAGACUCCAGUCAGAAUCAAUGUUAAAAGAGGCAAAGCAUUUGCAAAACCACAAGUUACAAAAAGACCAAACGUUAGCUCAAUUGUAUACGGAAGUACUGUUACACUAGAAUGUUCGUUGACUGGCAGCUACAACGAUUAUGAAAUGAUAUGGUUUAAAGUGACGUCGAAUGGGAAGUUUUUGAAAUUAAGAUCAAGAAUGCGGUCAGUCUGGUCGUCUGAUUACAGCAAAAAAGUACAAAAACAAGUACUGAAAAUAACUAAUUUUACAAAGGAGAUUGAAAGAUAUUUUUGUCAAGUUAAACGUUAUGCAGUUAAUCAUGUUGGCAGAACAUUCGUGAAAUUACUUUUACAGGAAUUGUCUAAGCCUAUUAUUUCAAACUUCUCUUGCGGUGGAAAUUUGAUCGGAAACGAGAAAAAAGACCAUGUAGUCAAUAAUAGUGUAACAGGUACACCAUCUCCGGAUUUUGCUUGGUAUAAAUCGGUGAAUGGGAAGAGAAAAUUUAUCGCCAUGUGUUAUGGGAAAACAGGAGCAUGUUCGCCAACUAACGAUAAAGAUGUCGAAGUAACAAUGCAGUCAUUUGUUAUCAAGAAUGCUAGUUAUUUACUGCAUAACAAUGUUACAUAUAUUUGCCAAGCCACAAAUGUUAAGGGAAAAGAUGAAAAAACCUUCACGAUGUUGGUAAAAACUAAACCGCGCUUGACCGCUCCCAAAUCAGAAAUUCAACUUUACGCUAAGAAUUUGAGUCUGGAAUGUUUAUUAUCAAAAGACUCCAAUCCAGCCAACAUCUCGUAUUCUUGGGCGUACUGCGAUAAGAAUGUAAACGGUUUAACAUCCUGUGAUGACUGGAGCUUAUUAAUUUCACGAAACAAGAAAGUUCAUGUUCAAGAACAGGAAGCCGGAGUAAGACUAUACCGUUGUACUGUUGAGAACGAAAUAAACAAAGAUCAUUUGAUUUGGACAAUAGUUCGACCCGUAGGUAAAGAAAUCCCCAAAUAUAUAUGCGAUAAUUUUGCAAAAUCGAAAUCAGAUGAAGGAGAAAAGAAAAGUAGCGGAAUAGAAGGAACUUUUAUAUGGCAAUGUAUCGCCGCUUUCCUCGCUCUCCUUUUACUUGCCUUGCUGUUCUUCACAUUUCGUCGAAGAAACCAGCCGAAGCCGCAAAAUUACAACAUUUUCGUUCCUCGAAUUCCAGUAUUUAUGGACAAAAAUGGUGACAGUGUUUAAUCUUAAAUGUAUAGUAUCAGAAUACAGACUGUAAGAUCUUGUUGCUGAUCUAUAGGAAUACUUUCUCUUUAUUAGGAAUUAAUUCAUUUAUAUACUGUCUUAAGAGUUUA
Messenger RNA from Dendronephthya gigantea, 1786 nucleotides. Its product is annotated as neural cell adhesion molecule 1-like. Lineage: Eukaryota; Metazoa; Cnidaria; Anthozoa; Malacalcyonacea; Nephtheidae. Bases 138 to 1676 code for a protein of 512 amino acids. The record is from RefSeq and is a predicted model, not a curated record. The transcript has 7 exons.